Callorhinchus milii (elephant shark) is the source of this 1762-nucleotide messenger RNA. Its product is annotated as interleukin-17 receptor C. NCBI's taxonomy places the organism in Eukaryota, Metazoa, Chordata, Chondrichthyes, Chimaeriformes, Callorhinchidae. The coding region runs from base 152 to 1693 and encodes 513 amino acids. The transcript is spliced from 17 exons. Gene Ontology annotation, molecular function: interleukin-17 receptor activity. The record is from RefSeq and is a predicted model, not a curated record.
AGAGACAGACAGACAGAGACAGACAGACAGACGGGUGGAUAGAGGAAGUUGGAAAAGAGACUGAGCGAAGGAAGGAGAGUGUGUGGGAGGAGGAGAGGGAAAGUUGGGAAGAGGCGCCGCCCUCAGUCCGCGAGCGGCGCUGAGUGGGUUAAUGGUGUCCGCGGGGGUCGCGGUGUGGCCGCUGCUCUCUCUCCUCUGUCACUCCGGAGUCCGGUGUGUGGACACAAUCCGAGGAUCCGUCCCGCAAGUCAGAUGUCCUGAGGGCUUGUCCUGUGAGGUGAAAGAUAAACAGCUCUGUCUCCCCGGGAAGGACAUCCAGCAAGUGUCAGGACGAGUCCUGCUUCUCUCAGGCCUGAGCACCUCCAGCGUGCUGCACUGUGAGAGCCCUGAGCUGUGCUCCCCGUGUGUGCAGGUCCACGUCAACCUCUCCGUCUCUGUCUCCAUCCCUGACUCCAGCUCCAUCUCCAGCUCCGGUCUCACGAGGGGCUUCAGCGGAAAUUGGAGCAAGUCCAAUGGAAACAUGGGCAGCACCAGGGGAGAAGGAAGUGGGGAAGCUGCUGGUGAUGAUGAUGAAGACACGAUGGUAAUGUACAUCAUGUCCCACCAGGAUGAGGGGGGAAAGCACAGCUGUGUGGAGCUCCAGAUUGAGCUGCCUCCCCCCAAGCCCAGGCACAACAGGGCAGGGGAGGAGGGGCCUGUGGGCACCGUGGAGUUCAGCUGUUUCCCAGCAUCCAUGAACACUAACGUUCUGAUAACAGUUUUCACAGACCCCAAAUGGGAGGAGCCUUGGAACCUCACACACAAAGUGCCAGACUGUUCUGUGAAGGAUUUCUUGAAUAUUAAAUCGUGCGAAGUACCGGAGCCCUGCGUUAGGCUGGAGGACGUGGAACAGAGAGCUGUGGUGAUUGUUCCUGACAAUUACUUCCUGAGGUUCCUGUAUGAUGUGAUGCCAGAGUUUGAGAGCACAAAUCCCCAGGACUCCGGCAAACUGAAGGAGACCGAGGUGCAACGGAGCUUCCGAGACAUUGUCCCUUGUCUAUGUAUCGAGGUGUGGUCAGCGUCAAUGGCAGACGCCUGGAGACGAAGAAAAUGUCCCUUUUCAAAAACCCCAGGGUUCAGGGGGAACGUGUGGCGACUGAGCCGACUGCAGGUGGAGGCCAGGGGCUUGGCGCUGCAGUGGACAUUCUCCGCCCCCUGUAAUGUGUCCGGCCACAUCACACUCUGCUCCAGGUCACAGAGCGGGGAGUGUCAGGAGGUCAGCGGCUCUCGGCAGCAGCUUCAUAUUAAUACACUGAGAGAGUUCAGGGACGUGGAACCACACCCUUCGCUCUGCGUGCAGGUUAUCUCGGAACCUUACAUCAAUCUCACAUGUCCUUUUGAGACCCCUGUCCCGUGGAGCGUGGACAUGCAGUUGCUGGUGAAAAACGUGACACUGAUUGUCCGACACCCGACCAGGAUGGACUUCUCAAUGUGUGCACUGAAUGGAGACGAGUGUGAGCUCCUCACACCCACGAUUCAGGAGAUGGCUGAUGGGAAGCACUUUCACAUUUCAAACCUGUCUGCUCCCCGCUGCCUGCAGAUCUGGAGAUCAGACGUGUCCGGGGCCGGUGGCCGCUGGCUGUUGCUGUUGCUGUUGCUGUUGCUGUUGCGGUGGUGGCGGUGCUGCUCGUCGCUGACCGGAGGUGGAGAGUGAAAGGUACAGACACAUCAGCUGUGGCCCUGACGUUCAAAUACUGGGAACAGCGCAACUUUGCACAUGAAA